UGGUGUAAUAGAUCGAGAGCAUUUUAACUUUGACAAACUUUAUCCAUUUCUUUUUAUGUCUUAAAUCUUAGAAACAACUUGUACUUGAACAACAGUGCUAAAAAUGUUCGUUCUGCUGAUUCGUUUAUGUGUUUUGGCAACUAUCACAAGACUGGCUUGUGCAGAAUUACCGUCAUAUAUAAAAGCCUGCAAGAAAUCAGAUCCAGAUAUAAAUAAUUGUAUAACACAUACUAUUGAAAGUUUGCGAGAUAAGUUAGCGCAAGGAAUACCAGAACUAGAGGCUCCUUCAAUAGAACCGCUGCUCCUGAAGCAAAUACGAUUGCUGCGGGGACCUGUUGGUGCACGCUUGGACUUUAACUUAACAAAUUUGAUGGUCAGCGGUCCAUCUGCUUUCAAAAUAAGAGACUUAAAGGCAGACGUAGAUAAUUUAAAAUUUACAUUUAAGGUCAGUUUUGAUACACUUAGUUUUCACGGAAAAUACCAAAUUAAUGCCAGAAUUUUACUACUAAGACUUACUGGGAGCGGGGAUAUAAAAGGAAAUUUCACCGGAUAUGAUUCAGAUGUUAUUCUUAAGGGUAAUAAAGUUUAUAAGGAUAAUGAUGUCUAUCUUUCUUUUGAAAAAAUGAAAUUAAGGAUUAAAAUUAAUGGCGCCAAGGUUUAUCUUGAUAAUUUAUUUGGAGGAGAUCCCGUUCUUGGUCCUGCGAGUAACGAAGUCUUGAACGCAAACAGUGGCCUGUUAUUAGAUGAAGUAAAGCCUGUACUGGAAACAUCUCUAGCCGAACUUUUUACAGAUGUAGCGAACAAAAUAACGAAGUCAUUUACUUACAAAGAAUUGUUUCCUGAUGACUAAAAUCCAAAAAUAUACGCAGGAUCUCUAAUAGUCAUUGCUGCUAGGCAACAAAUAUUUAUAAUAAAAGAUAUAAUUAUUUUUAUUAUGUUUGUUUCGUCGAUAAAAAUUUUAAUGUACUUGUUAUUUAUUAUUUUAUUUAUGUCAUACAAAUAAAUUAUCGUUAAUAACUUAA
Messenger RNA from Leptopilina heterotoma, 1022 nucleotides. RefSeq lists its product as uncharacterized. The record is from RefSeq and is a predicted model, not a curated record. The transcript is spliced from 6 exons. Bases 104 to 850 code for a protein of 248 amino acids. NCBI's taxonomy places the organism in Eukaryota, Metazoa, Arthropoda, Insecta, Hymenoptera, Figitidae.